This is a messenger RNA of Penaeus indicus, 460 nucleotides long. RefSeq names its product anti-lipopolysaccharide factor-like. The transcript has 3 exons. The coding region runs from base 74 to 460 and encodes 128 amino acids. NCBI's taxonomy places the organism in Eukaryota, Metazoa, Arthropoda, Malacostraca, Decapoda, Penaeidae. The record is from RefSeq and is a predicted model, not a curated record.
UGAAGUAACCUCUGCAGUCAGCAGCUCGCGACGUAGCAAAGAGACCGCGCCUUAUUUUCAACAGACAACCGAGAUGAAACCGUCUGUGAUCAUCGCAAUGCUUGUCCUGGUCCUAGCCCCGCAGUGCAUGGCAAUUAAACAGCAAAAAAGACAACUUAUAAAAGAAGUAGCUUGGAAACUUCUCGGGCAGUGGAUGACAGACGAGGCAAAGUUCCUGGGACACUCAUGCGACCUGGAAGUGCAGCCUAGAUUCUCCGCCUGGACGCUGUUCUACCAGUGCUCUUUCUUCUGUACCGAAUGGACUAACAUCACAGGCGAAGCCGAGUCGCGCUGCAAACUAGGGGCAGCAGAGGAUGCCGUGCGGGAUUUCGUCGAUAAAGCUAUUUUGAACAAUCUCAUCAGACAGGUAGACGUGAGCAAUUGGUCUCAAGAACAGAAAAAUGUAACUAGAACCUUUUAG